This is a messenger RNA of Strongylus vulgaris, 1806 nucleotides long. NCBI's taxonomy places the organism in Eukaryota, Metazoa, Nematoda, Chromadorea, Rhabditida, Strongylidae. The record is from the annotation of a GenBank genome assembly.
AUGGGGAUUGAAAGCACAAGUACCGCAUUGCUGACUGAUACGAUUGAGUUAAGAUCGAUUCCUGUUCCACGACCACCUUCUAGGAUCUCUGUAUCGCGUGCAGGUCCUCCUGUUAUGCCACCACCACCAUCGCGAUCUGGAAUUGGGUCUAGGAUUGGUACCCCAACACAACGGCUAGGAACAGCUCAAAGAGUAGGAUCGGCAAUUGGAGAACGUCCCGCCACAGGCAUGGCGCGACCUCCAACAGGUCUUAGCCCGACAAUCCGUCCCGUAACCCAGCAAGGCUUAAGUGGAGGAAGAGCAGUGAGCCGUCUCGGAACAGGAAGCAUGAGACAAGUUCAUGAUAAAUCGUACUAUAUGGGACUGAUUAGAGCUAAAAUGAAUCAGCUAACAGCUGAGAUAGGCCGUCUUGAGGAAGUUUAUCAAAAAGGCUUACGUGAUCGAAUGGAGUUGGACGCUUAUGAGGAGAGAGCAAAGCAAAGCGCAUUGGAACUCAAAGAAAUGCAGGGGAAAUUGCUUGAUUACAAUGUGAUUAUUGAUAACAUGCACACAAAUCGCGAUAUAGGCGAUUUUGAGGCCGAAGUUCGAAGAGCGAAAGAAAAUGCUGAUGAGGUAGAGUCUACCGUAAGAGAGUUGUUCAACGAACGACAAGCCCGUGAACGAGAAGCAGAAGAGAUUGCAAUGGAAAUUGAAGAACAGAAACGAUUGAAUCAAGCAGUUCUGACCGGAAUGGAUUCAGGUAUUCGCCAACACUACGAUGAGUGCAAAGCAAAGAGCGAAAGCUUGCGGGCGGAAGUAGAUGAGAUGCAAGAAGAGGUGAACCGAAUGAAUGAACAGAUUGAUCAGUACGAAAUGGAGCUCAGCAAUUCACCUCUAAAAAAGAAGGCCGUCCAACUGCAGCAAAAUCUUAUGGAGUUGGAGAAAAAACGAGCAUUGCUGCUAACUGAAAAGGAAGCGAAAGAAACGCCGGAGCAAAAGAAACAGAAGCUCAUUGAGCAAAUGCGAACAAACAAUGAAGAUAUUGAAAAAAUGGAGAAACAGCUGCAGAAAAUCAACGAACAGAUCAACAUCGCACAUGAAGAGCUCCGCGAAUUUGAUUCAAGCGCAAAUGAGAAAUUAGCGAAAAACAACGAGAAGUAUCAUGACCUUCUCAUAAAGGAAAAGGAGUAUGAUGAUUUUCUGAAAGGAUUUGAAGAGCAAAAAAAUAGUCUCACCAUUGAACUAGACAAAUAUGGUGACGAAAUCGUACAAAUCUUGAGGAAUAUCUCUGUGAACAUGGAACAGGCUGCUGCGCUUGAACCGCAUGUGACUGACCUUGAUAUGAACGAGUUGCUGCAAGGAAAAGCAACAUUGGAUGAGCUUCAAAAAUUAUACAUGCGUCUUCAAGGAGAGAUGCAAACUCUAGAUGAUGUGGAAGUUCGCUAUAAAUCCGAAAUGGAGACAAUGAGGAAUAGAAUGAGUGAAAUGAGAGACCAGAUCGAAUCGUUUACCGAUGUGAACAAGGUUGCUGCGGAAGCCCAAGAAGAUGUGGAGCUGCAAAAACGACGUGAAGAGCUGGAAACUACAGUGCCAGAGCAGGAGGAACGUCAAAGAAAUCUUGAGAGGCGGCUGAGAGAACUUCAGGAACAAUUAAACAGCGACCCGGAAUAUGCAAUGUAUCAAUCUCAACUGAAGAAGCUGGAAAUGCUGAAAGAAGAAAAUGUUAGACGAAAGGCACAAAUUGAGGAGCGAGAGAACGAGACGAACUAUGAACCACUUAAGGCGGAGGAGCAGCUGAACAGCGACCCGGAAUAUGCAAUGGUUUGA